UCAGCCUAGUGUUUUAAGCAUUUUGCGCAGAUCGAGCAGCGGUUCCCUGGAAGAAUGGCGACCUAUCUGCCUGAGGAAAUGGUGGUGAAGAUAUUGUCGUUGCUGCCUCCAAAAUCUCUGAUCCGAUUCAAGUGUGUCUCCAAAAGAUGGCAUGCUCUCAUAGGAAACCCUGAUUUCCUCUCCAAAAACCUCCUCAAUCACUCCAUUCUCACCCAAAACCCUUGUGAUCCUCGCCGUCUUACCCUCUUCAUCGCCACAGACAUAUCCGACCCCCGCAAGCUAAUACACUCUUUCCGCUCUUACGACUCACUCAGCUGCGCGUCUCAAACCCCUCUGAAUCUCCCACCAGUGCCGCCAAGCUUUAACGUCGUCGCUUCUUGUAAUGGCCUCCUCUGUCUCUGGGACGUAAUUCGAAGCGACCUCUAUCUCUGGAAUCCCGCCACGUCAUCAGAACUUAAGGCUCUCCCGGCCGUGCCUUCUCGCGGUCGCGGCGAACCUAGACCCGCUAGAUAUGAUCCGGGGUUCUAUAAUGUAGGGUUCGGUUUCGACUCUGUAUCCAACGACUUCAAGGCGGUCGCGCUUGUAGACGAAGAUGACGACGGAUGGUUGGAAGCAGAAAUGUACAGCCUAAAAUCUGGUUGUUGGAGACCGCUUGAUAUGAGCGUGAACUUUCAGUUACCUCUCGUUUCGCAGAGCGCAGCAUUGGAUGGGGUUUUUCUAUGGUAUGACGACGGAGACGGGGAGUAUAUGGACCAGAGAAUAGUUGCUUUCGACUUCAGCGAGGAGGAGUUCGAAAUGAUGAUGUUUCCUGAUGCUAGCUUUCUUUGUGAUUACUACUAUCAAUACACGCGGACUCUCACGAAGUUGAAGGGAUCUCUUGCUAUGGUAGUUUUUCUUCAAGAGGUGGAAUUUAUGUAUUUGGAUGUAUGGGUUAUGCUUGAAUUUGGUGUUAGUGAGUCGUGGACUAGACUUCUUGGCAUUGAACUCCCAUUGCAUUUGGAAAGGCCAUUGGGGUUUUGGAAGAACGGGGAGUUGUUCAUGCAGGAUAUUGAGGGGCAGGUGGUAUUGUAUGAUCUUUUGGCAGACACAGAGACGAAUCUUCAGUUUGAAGGGUAUCGGAGAACGAUAAAAGUUGUAGACUGCAAUUUUGUUCAGUUUGAAGGAAUGGAGAGUGGUGUCAUACCUACCCCGUCAUGUUCAUCUUGUUCAUCUCGGUUGCAUUACACCACCGACUGCAACAACCAUGAAGAUUGCAGGAGAAAACAACAGGAGAUAGACAGGAAAUUGGAAGAGAAAGAGGUUGAUGACUGACUUGAAAGAUUGAUGGAUGAAAAAGCAGAGGACUUGUACGGAAUGGAAUGCAUUUUUUGUUGCAAUGAAUUUUGUUGUAAUGAAUUUAGAGUUUUGAACUAAAAAUUGUGUUUAAAGAACUUCUGUUGUAAUGAU
This is a messenger RNA of Corylus avellana, 1446 nucleotides long. RefSeq names its product F-box/kelch-repeat protein At3g23880. NCBI's taxonomy places the organism in Eukaryota, Viridiplantae, Streptophyta, Magnoliopsida, Fagales, Betulaceae. Gene Ontology annotation, molecular function: protein binding. The record is from RefSeq and is a predicted model, not a curated record.